CACUAGUCUGAACCACUCUCAAAAAUGUCGAUGUGGCUUUAAUGUGAACGAACUCCUGUUGAUUCCAAGUUUGUAAACAGAGGUCACUAUGGACAUGUUUGCCAUUCUCUUUAUUUGCAUGUUCAGCCCCGUCCUGGCAAACCAAGAGGAGCGAUUACCAAAUAAAUGCGAGGUUUGUAAAUUACUGACGGUGGAGUUGCAGGACGCCUUGGAAAAAACUGGCCGCUCGAAGGAAGUUCUAGAGCUCGGAGAAGUUUUGGAAACUGGCAAGCGCAGGCGCAAAAUCAAAUACAACACUUCAGAGACUCGCCUUACUGAGGCCAUGGACAACAUCUGUGAAAGAAUUCUGCAGUAUAAAGUCCAUGCUGAGAGACCGGGGAGUCUUCGCUAUGCCAAGGGCACAAGUCAAACCAUGAACACACUGAAAAACCUGGUGGAUAAGGGAGUGAAGGUGGAGCUGGGGAUCCCGUUUGAACUGUGGGAUGAACCAUCAGUGGAGGUGGCAGACUUGAAGAGACAGUGUGAGACCAUGUUGGAAGAGUAUGAGGAGAUUGUGGAGAGCUGGUACUUUCAUCAUCAAGAUGAGAGACUUGACGGAUUUUUCUGUGCAGCCCAUGUCCUCAGAGACUCGGACCAAGAAUGCCUGAAUGAGGUAUGGAAAGGUGACAUGGGUGUUAAGGGAUCCAAAGAGGAGAGCGAGGGAGAGAACGGAAGACAGACCCAUGACGCAGGAGAACUGUGAAAGCAGAGCUAUAAUGGUUGAUGAAUGCAUGAGACCUGUAGGAAAUCUUUGCACAAAACUACAGGAACCAAGAAAAAUACGUUUUUUCCACAAAUCUACACGAACAUGACUUUACAGCAACGAACACUAACUGUAAGUGUUCAAAAUUGUCCUAAUCUGUUACUUUUGCCAGAUCAUGUAACGUGAACGGUCCUUGGUGUUUUACCUCUUUUUCCAUGCUGAUAUUUCUCAGUGUUACCAAUAAUGAAGAAUGACACUGAAAUGUGCCUUUUAUUGUGUAUUAUCUUAUA
Carassius carassius (crucian carp) is the source of this 1032-nucleotide messenger RNA. RefSeq names its product canopy FGF signaling regulator 4 (gene cnpy4). Gene Ontology annotation, molecular function: signaling receptor binding. The transcript is spliced from 6 exons. Bases 89 to 742 code for a protein of 217 amino acids. Gene Ontology annotation, cellular component: endomembrane system. The record is from RefSeq and is a predicted model, not a curated record. Lineage: Eukaryota; Metazoa; Chordata; Actinopteri; Cypriniformes; Cyprinidae.